Molecule: messenger RNA, 2308 nt
Organism: Drosophila obscura
Lineage: Eukaryota; Metazoa; Arthropoda; Insecta; Diptera; Drosophilidae
Gene: Orc3
Product: origin recognition complex subunit 3
Exons: 4
Coding region: 67-2217 (716 amino acids)
Biological process (GO): DNA replication initiation; DNA replication
Cellular component (GO): nuclear origin of replication recognition complex; DNA replication preinitiation complex; nuclear pre-replicative complex
Molecular function (GO): DNA replication origin binding
Source: RefSeq, a predicted model, not a curated record
GAAACAAAUAAAUAAACCACUUAGCCACUGCAGCAUAGCAUUCGUGAAUUCAGUUGAAUUUCAGCUAUGGACCCCACAAUAUCCGUUUCCAAGGGUUGUUUUGUCUACAAAAAUGGAGCUACGCGUGCCGGCAAGAAGGCAUCCGGCAAGCGAAAAAGAGCCACAGGCGGCACGAGCAGCCUGCUGGGCAAGGAGGUCGUUGGACAGCCAUUCUACGAUGCGUACGCCCAGACCUGGAUUCAGAUGAACGAGCACAUUACCCGCCUGCAGCAGCAGAGCUAUGCCCGCACACUCGAGCAGUUGGUGGAGUUCGUGGUGGGCCAGGGGCAGAUCGAGGACGAAAUUCUGCCCACAGCGGCACUCCUCACGGGCAUCAAUCAGCCGGAUCACCUCAGUCAGUUCGAGACUUUCACGCGGCGCCUGCAUGCCCAGAAGGCGGCGCGGGUCUGUGUGCUGCAAUCACGAGAUUGCCCCACUCUAAAGGCAGCCAUCGAGGCCAUGGUCUUUAGCCUGAUCGAGGGCGAACAGGACCAGGAAGACACAGAGGAGGAGGAGGAUGUGGGCGAUCGGGAUCGCAAGCGACUGCGACGCUCUCACUGCACGAUAAAGCAACUGACGUCCUGGUACAUCAACAACUUCGAAACGGAGGAAAGGAAAAGCCAACAGCUGGUUAUCAUAUUGCCCGACUUUGAGUGCUUCAGUGGCCACGUCCUGCAGGACUUUAUCCUCACACUCAGCGCCCACCGUGGCGACCUGCCGUUUGUCCUGGUGCUGGGCGUGGCCACGGCCAUGUCGGCGGUGCACAGCACCCUGCCCUACCACGUCAGCAGCAAGAUCAGGCUGCGCGUCUUCCAAACACAGCCAGCCCCCACGGGCCUGAAUGAGCUGCUGGACAAGGUCUUGCUCUCCCCCAUGUACGCGUUCCACCUGUCUGGAAAGGCCUUCAAGUUCCUCACGCACAUUUUUCUGUACUACGACUUCUCCAUUCACGGCUUCAUCCAGGGCUUCAAGUACUGCCUGAUGGAGCACUACUUUGCCGGCAAUGCGUACGCCCUCUGCACGGACUACAGCAGGGCAUUGAACCGCAUCAAGCUGCUGACGCACGACGACAUGGAGACCAUACGACGUCUGCCCUCGUUCCGGCCGUACGUGGAGCAGAUCAACGACUGCAAGCGCAUCAUAGCCGUCCUCACCGACGACGACUACCUGAAGAAGAAGCUGCCGCAACUCCUGCGCGACUGUCUGCUCCACUUUCUGCUCUUCCGCAGCACGCUGGAGUUCUUCACGGAGCUGGUGGGCGAUCUGCCGCGCUGUCCGCUGGGCAAGCUGCUGCGCGAGCUCUACGUCAACUGCCUGAACAGGCCGAUCGCCGCGUCGCCCGAGUACAAGGAGUGCUGGCAAAUGCUGAGCUUUCUGUCCAAAGAGGAGUUUGUGGCCAAGGUGCAGAGAAGUUUGGCAAGAACGGAGCAAUUUCUGGCCGCGGAGAUCGCCCCCCUCGAACUGGGAGAGGCCUGCACAUCCGUGCUGCGACCGCAGCUACAGAGCAUUCGGCAGCUGCUCGACGACGUGGUCAUGGGCACCCUGGAGAUGGUGCCGGCCAUGUCCACGGAUGAGAGCAGGCCUGCAGCUGGUCUAACGCAAGUCGCCUCGCGGCAGGAGCUCAAGGCACAGCUGCUGCAGCGCAGUCAGGUGGACAGGCAACACCAGCAGGCUCCCACCACGGAAUUCGCCCGAUCGGUGCAGAGGACGCUGGAGCACAUUGAAACGCAGCUGGUGCGCGGCCAUUUGCGUGCGCUCCAAGAGGCUCCACCGCUCCACGAACUGUUCGUGUUCAGCGACAUUGCCACGGUGCGCCGCAACAUAAUUGGCGCCCCGCGGGCUGCCCUGCACACGGCCCUCAACAAUCCGCACUUCUACAUGCAGUGCAAGUGCUGCGAGCUGCGCGAGCAAACCCAGCUCAUGGGCUCCCUGCCCGAUCUGUCGGUGGUGUACAAGCUGCAUCUGGAGUGCGGGCGCAUGAUCAACCUGUUUGACUGGCUGCAGGCCUUCCGCUCGGUGCUGCAUGCCAGCGAGGAUCCGGACGGAGAGGUGGCCCAAGAGCAAAUAGAUCCGCAGAUACAGGCACGCUUCACGCGCGCUGUGGCCGAACUGCAGUUUUUGGGCUACAUUAAGAUGUCGAAGCGCAAGACGGAUCAUGCCACACGCCUCACCUGGUAGUCCCAGAUUCGGAUUUUAUCUCUCUUUCUGUUUAUUUAUAUAAAUUGCUCGCGUGGUACGCAAUAAAUACAUAUUUUAUCUAUGGGCAUGC